AUGGCCACCACCGUCGCUACACGCGGUCAACCACCGAAAACUGGCGGCAAGACAGCUCCAAUUCCACCAAACCAGACGCUCUACGUUACAAAUCUACCUUCGAAUAAGAUCAACAAGACAGACCUAAAAACGGCACUCUACAUGCUAUUCUCGACCUACGGCCCUGUGCUUGACAUUGUGACUCUAAAGACCAUAAAAAUGCGUGGCCAGUCUCACGUCGUCUUUCGCGAUGUGCAGGCAGCGACUCAAGCAUUAAGGUCCUUACAAGGUUUCAAAUUCUUAGGACUGGAACUUCGGAUCGAGUAUGCGAAGUCCAAAUCAGAUAUCAUCGCGAAACUAGACGGUACAUAUAAGCUUCCGGGAUCUGCCGCCGCCAAUAUCGAGAUGACGGAAGCCCAGCAGAACAUCUUCAAUGCUCCGGCACCUGGCACUACUACCACCAGCACACCUGCGGCAGCCUCCACCCCUCAUGGUCUUCCUACGAAGCCUCCGCAGAGCUCCGACCAUGCGAUGGCGGAUGCAGACGGCCCUGAUGCUCGCGGGCAAAAACGAACUCGCGACGAAGAGGAGGAAGAAGAUAGCGACGAAGAUGUGGCGAUGGAGGAAGAUAGCGAUGAUGAAUGA
Molecule: messenger RNA, 624 nt
Organism: Daldinia childiae
Lineage: Eukaryota; Fungi; Ascomycota; Sordariomycetes; Xylariales; Hypoxylaceae
Product: U2 small nuclear ribonucleoprotein B''
Exons: 3
Coding region: 1-624 (207 amino acids)
Molecular function (GO): RNA binding
Source: RefSeq, a predicted model, not a curated record